Amphibalanus amphitrite is the source of this 2508-nucleotide messenger RNA. RefSeq lists its product as uncharacterized. NCBI's taxonomy places the organism in Eukaryota, Metazoa, Arthropoda, Thecostraca, Balanomorpha, Balanidae. Bases 827 to 1504 code for a protein of 225 amino acids. The record is from RefSeq and is a predicted model, not a curated record. The transcript has 6 exons.
UAACACCUCACAACCUAUUCCAUUCUGAACCUAUUGAUUGGGAUUUUUGUAUACCUACUUUUACUCAUUGCAUCCUAGCUUGCUAUUAUAGCAAACAUGCAGGUAUUUAAAGAAAUGUUUUGUUUUUCCUUCUUAGCUGUUGAAAUUUCUUGAAUGCCAACACAACACAACACACCAUGCGCACGACAGAGGUCUCCGUCACUGCGGAAGGAAGAUCGCAAUGCUGCUUGGAGGCUGUUGACAGAAAGUGAUCAGUUGUCGUGUUCCGCCAGCUGCUGCGCCGGGGUUGGCAGCGCACAGCCGCUACCAGCUGACACGCCGACCGGUGCGCGGCGCGCGUGCGCCGGGCGCCGACGGCCGCCGUCUGGCAGCAACAGCGCUGCCAGUGACUCGCGCUGCUGCUGCAGAAACUGGACAAGGAUCGUAGAAUCCUGGCGUGUUUUUGUAACGUCCAUUAGAGUGAUUUAGACGCAGCGUGUAGAAAGGACUCGUUUAUUGACGUGUGACUUUCUGACAGCUCAGUCACCUGUUGACGGCGGCGCACAGCGUCACCUACCCGCCCUACAGCCGGCCCAGCAGGGUGAGUAGUGAGUACCAAUACCCGCCCUGCAGCCGGCCCCAGCAGGCGGACGGAGAGGCCCGCCCGGGCCCAGUGCCGCACGGAGAGGCGGCGGCGCUGGAGGCCAACACCCCGGGUCGCGGCCUGUAGCUGACGGUGCUGGAGCCGCGAGUCACCGUGGUGGCUGGCCAUGGAGACUUGGAAAAGGCCGGUGAGGUGCGUCUCCAGCUGCGCUGUCAGACGAUCCAGUGGAACGAGCAGCAGCCCAUGUACCCGUCCCGGCUGUGCCGGUGUGUCUCCCAGCUUGAGCGGCGCCGGCCGACCGCUGCGCUGCUCUACAACUGCCACGUCCACACACGAUGCACGGUGACGGCUGACCAGGCGGUGCUGGUCUCGGCCGCGGCCGACGGCCAGCCCGCCCAGGAGCACCAGGUCGCCUCGCUCUCCUCAGCCUGGGUCUACUGGAAGGCCCUGCUGGCGCCGGCCCUGUGGGCCGGCUCCCAGCACCCGCUCACAGCAGGUGUGCCACUACUGCCAGCUGAGCGUGCGCCAGGGCGGCCGCCUGCUUCGGCUGCACCGGAGCCUGCUGGCGCCCGGCCGGGGGACCGCCGGCGCCGAGCCAGCCGGCUCGCAGCUGGACCUGCCACUAGAGACGGACCUGUGGGACCUGGACGUGCGGCUGUGUCAGACCGGCUGGUGCUGGGCCGGCGCCGCCCGGUGCGCUGUCAGCUGGACGGCCGGCCCGUGCUGGCCGCGCCCCAGGCGGCCGACGCGCCGGCUCCCGGCGGCGAGCGGGCGGUACGGGCGCUGCUGCAGCUGCCGACAGCUGCCGCCGCCGCGGACAGCUGCCCGCUGCUGGUGGUCGUCUCCGAGCCGGCCCUGCUCUGCUGGCAGCCGGCACUGCUGCUCUGGCUGUCCCUGGCCACUCAGCUGGCCAGCAGCUGAGUGGCCCGGCGCCGCCGCCACUGCCCCAGCCGCCCGAGCCGCCGCCGCCGCCGCCGCCGCCGCCGCCGCCGCCAGCGGAGGACCGGGCGUCUAGCCGCUCCGGCCGCCGCUCGCCGGCCGUGGAUGUGCCCCGGCCGCACGGACACUCAGGUACCUCGCGAUCGGCACGGAGCCACACCACGGAGAGGAACCUACCUGCAGUGUCAUCCAACACCCCCGCUGCGGCGGCCGUCUCCCCCACUCCGCCGGCGCCGCCCGCCGCUCCGACUUUGGCCUGGCUGCCGGCCCUGGAGCGUCUGGAGGUGCGCCUUCAGAUCAGCGCGGUCACCGUCACCGUUCCGGCCGGUCCAGAGAGCGGCGGCGGGGCGGCCGGGGACGCGGAGCGGACGGCGGACCCGCUCCCGGCCGCGGCCGGCCACCACCCGGCGCCGGUACCGGGCCGGGUCCGCAGCAGCAGCGACUCGGGCCACCGGUACUGCCUGCACGGACAGCUGGUCUCUGUGCUGCCGUCAGUCCGACUGGACAGCGCUGCGCUCAAAUCGGCCGCCCUGCCGACAGUGCCGGAGGUGCCCGUCCGACUCACCAGACCUUCAGCGGCCGCAGCCGGCUCCCAGCUGCGCUCGCCGAGCCAGACGCAGCAGGUGAUGUCGCCGUCGGUCGUGGUGCGCGACUGUGCGCCCAUCCCGCGUCCAACGCCUCCCCCCCCCCCCCUCCACAACGCGCGCUGUAGCGCCUGCCGAGCGCCGGCUGCUGCCGGGCCCGCCGUCGUACUUUUAUGGCCUUGCGCCGUCAGUCGCCAGCUGGUGGUGGCGACCCGUGAUCGCUCGCGUACGUUCGCCGGCGCGCCCAUUGCAGAGAAGGGGUUCGCGCAUGCCCAUUAUAGAGGGGCGCCCUUGCGGAGGCGGUACGCGCUACGCUGUAGACACUACUGCUUGUACCUGGUUGGGUAGCUCCUUUGCACAUUGUUUGUUCAUGGAUGUAAAUACAAGUUACAUGACUGAUGA